Molecule: messenger RNA, 1353 nt
Organism: Pseudovirgaria hyperparasitica
Lineage: Eukaryota; Fungi; Ascomycota; Dothideomycetes; Acrospermales; Acrospermaceae
Product: alpha-tubulin
Exons: 7
Coding region: 1-1353 (450 amino acids)
Biological process (GO): nuclear division; nuclear migration by microtubule mediated pushing forces; microtubule cytoskeleton organization
Cellular component (GO): nucleus; microtubule; spindle
Molecular function (GO): structural constituent of cytoskeleton; GTP binding
Source: RefSeq, a predicted model, not a curated record
AUGAGAGAAGUCAUCAGUUUGAAUGUUGGCCAAGCUGGCUGUCAAAUCGCCAACUCUUGUUGGGAGCUGUACUGCCUUGAGCAUGGUAUUCAGCCGGAUGGUUACCUAACAGAAGAGCGAAAAGCUGCCGAUUCUGAUGAGGGUUUCAGUACCUUCUUCAGCGAGACGGGCCAGGGAAAAUACGUUCCAAGGACUAUUUACUGUGACUUGGAGCCGAACGUCGUCGAUGAAGUCCGUACCGGCACAUACCGCAGCCUUUUCCACCCCGAGCAAAUGAUCACUGGCAAAGAGGAUGCGUCCAACAACUACGCUCGCGGGCACUACACCGUUGGCAAAGAGCUCAUCGAUCAGGUCAUGGACAAGGUUCGCCGCGUUGCCGAUAAUUGUUCUGGUCUGCAAGGUUUCUUGGUGUUCCACUCCUUCGGUGGUGGCACCGGAUCCGGUUUUGGAGCGCUCCUCAUGGAACGUCUUUCAGUGGAUUAUGGCAAAAAGUGCAAGCUCGAGUUCUGCGUCUACCCGGCCCCUCAAGUCGCUACGUCCGUCGUCGAGCCAUACAACUCGAUUCUCACCACUCACACUACUCUCGAACACUCCGACUGCAGCUUUAUGGUUGACAACGAAGCUAUCUACGAUAUUUGCCGCCGAAAUUUGGGCAUUGAGCGUCCCGGCUUUGAGAACCUUAACCGUCUGAUUGCACAGGUUGUCUCGUCCAUCACCGCGUCCCUCCGCUUCGAUGGCUCCCUGAACGUCGACUUGAACGAAUUCCAAACCAACUUGGUGCCUUAUCCCCGUAUCCAUUUCCCCCUUGUUGCCUACGCGCCUGUGGUCUCUGCUAGCAAGGCUGCCCACGAGUCCAACUCUGUACAAGAGAUCUCGAUGGCUUGCUUUGAGCCUAACAACCAGAUGGUUAAGUGUGAUCCCCGCAACGGCAAGUACAUGGCUACCUGCCUGUUGUACCGCGGUGACGUCGUUCCCAAGGACGUCCACUCUGCUGUUGCUACUCUCAAGACCAAGCGCACUAUCCAAUUCGUCGACUGGUGUCCCACUGGUUUCAAGAUUGGUAUCUGCUACCAGCCUCCGCAAAUGGUACCCAACGGUGAUCUUGCCAAGGUCAACCGCGCUGUAUGCAUGCUGUCCAACACCACUGCCAUCGCUGAAGCCUGGUCCGCCCUCUCACACAAGUUCGACCUCAUGUACUCCAAGCGUGCGUUCGUCCACUGGUAUGUUGGCGAGGGUAUGGAGGAAGGUGAAUUCUCUGAAGCCCGUGAGGAUCUGGCUGCACUGGAGCGUGACUACGAGGAGGUUGCCGCUGACUCGAUUGAGGGCGACGGUGAUGCCGAAGCUGAGUACUAA